GGCCUUGGUCUGCUCUUCCUCCUGCCCCUCACCCGCACCCGCCCGGCCAUGGACUCCGAUCCGGUCUUGCGGCCAAAUCCGCUGCACGUCGUUUACUUCCUGUCGUCCAUCCUCUUUGGCCCGCUGGCUGCCUCUGUGCUGUUCUCGGUUGUGUCGCUCCUAAUACCCAAGAAUGCGACCCUAACACCAACGUCCAGCCCAACCCCUGAUGCCCGUUCCUCCAGCUCGCUCUCAAAGUCGGCCCGCACGGUCGCAACCUCCGUGGCAUCAGUGCUCUCGUCUUCGCCAUCGCCGGCCGCUGUUCGUCCAUCCAGCUCGUCGUCGGCGUCUGUCUUGGCCACUCCAUCGCCGUCGCUGGCCGCUGCUGCUGCAUCGGCAGCAUCAAGCCCUCAUAUCAUCGCACGCUUUUCGCUUCACUCCUGGCUGCUGUCGGUCCUGUGGCGAUUCGUCUUCCAGCUGGUGCAGUCGGUUCUGGUUGUCCUUUUGCUCGGGCUUGCCCUGCGCUUCCUCAUGUCGCCGCAGAAGGAGGACUGGCUUGGUGCACUCCGGAACCAGUUUGGUCGCUAUUCAGCCAUCAUGAUGCGGAAGCUGGCAGCCUCUAAGCGAUCCUCUGAGAGCAAGCCGGACGCCGAUGUUCCUCCAACCUCCGAAGCCGCCCCACCUCCGGUUCCGGCCAAGGACAGCCCAGAGUCGCUCGAGUCGGCCGGGCCGAUAGUCUCGACGCCAACAUCAACGUCGGUAUUCACAUCCACCACCACCACCAGCAGCAGCAGCGGCAACGCAACCACCGCCACACUCACGACAUCGCCGUCCCCGCUCGCUUCCGUGCCCUCGACCGACGCCGUCGACGAGGCCUCGGGUUCCGCGCAGCGUGUACAUCCCAGCGCAAAGAAAGGCACUGGCGCAGAGGUUCACAUCCUCGGCACCGUCCGGGUUCUGAGCCAUAUCUCGCGGGGCAGCAUCGACUCGGACACCUCACUGGAGACCGAGUCCGGCCCAUCGUCGAGCCUCAAGCGCGGAAACUCGCCUCCCAUUCCCCCCGCGAAAGGCUCCUCGCGAGCGACCAUUCUUGGUCGGUCGUCGCCUCCACCGGCGACCUUGCCACCCGAGAUCAACAAGCUCUUUGCCGAGCGCACCGAGACAUUCAAGGCUGCUCCUCCGCCUCGAUCGACCUCGCUCGUGACGCCGAUCGUCUUGGGCCGUCCGGGCAAUGAAAUCGUCGAGCCCGCAGCAUCCAAGCACGAGUCCUCUCAGCUCCCCACCUCGAUCGUUCCUCAGUCGGUCCAGUCGAUUCUCGAUUCGAUGAUGGAGGACCGCUACUCGAUCAUCUCCGACGCCUCGAGCACCCUGGACACCUCCAUUGUCGACAGCGUCGUCCUCAGUUACGGUACAGUGACAUUAAACGAACCCAAGGCGGACCGGUCAACAUCACCUUCGAAUAAGCCACCUCUCCCGGAUCUGGGGCCGUCGGUGCUUUCAGCAGACCUCUGGACCACAGAGUCGUCCGCCAUCAGCUUGAAUCUCUCUUUCAGGAACAUCCAGAAUCUGCCCACACUUCUCCAGCCCCUGAACAACCUGACAGUCCUGCAGCUCAACUGCAACCGCCUCACCGAAGUCCAUCCGUCCAUAUUUCAGUCGAUUCCGAGGCUCCGAGUCCUGGACCUCUCGCAGAACCAGAUCCAGCGGCUUCCGACCGAAAUCCGGCUCAGGAGCGAAUCUCUCGAGGAGCUUUAUUUGGGCUCGAAUCUGCUCGAGACGGUUCCGCUCGAGCUUGGGGCUCUGUCGAAGCUGCAGGUUCUGGACCUGAGCGAGAACCGGCUGACUCAUCUUCACAUUCGCCUUUUCACACACAUGGUCAAUCUGCAAACCCUGUGGCUCAGCAGGAACCGACUGCAGUUCCUGCCUCCCUCGCUCGGGGUGCUCCGAUCCAAUCUCCAGCUGCUGUACAUCGAGGGCAACCUGUUCGAUCCAUCGCUCUCGCGGCUGACCGAGCCUCUGAUCAAAUCGAUGACCAUCACCUCCUCGAUGCACUAUCGCAAGACCAUCGAGGAAGAAGUCAUGGACAGCGUGAAUAUGACCGAUGGCGCACCCACCCUGGACGACGACAUAUCUGCGGAGCUGCCGAGAUUCCAUCUCACUCGGACGCUGAGUCUGGACCGUCAAUCCAGCCGCUCCGUCAACACGGUCUCGUCCAGCGAGGGCGAGUCUGUGGGCCCUAGCGGCUCGAAGCGGUCCUCUUUCCGAUCAGAUGUCUCAAUGUCGUUUGGAGACUCGCAGCGCACCCAGUCCUCCAACCGCUCGCUAGACGUCACCCAUCUGCAGCGGCUGCUUGUCUUCCUGCUUGAUCUUCACGAUCUCGACAGCCGUAUCAAGUUGCGCGACGAUAGGGCGCCGUCGCUGAGCUCGAUCGAGACGACUCGCUCGACCAUCAGCGAGCUGUUUCCCAACAUGCGCCACACGCGAUCGGACUCGUCCAACUUCUCGUCCAACUUCUCAUCAAGCCAGUCGACCCUCAACAACUUUUCCGACACCGAGUCCAUCGCGACGAUUACGGUGCUCAAGCACAAGGACAAACCCGAGCGGCGCGCGCAGAUCGUGGCCGAGAUAUGCAGCACCGAGCGCACCUACGUCCAGCAGCUACAGUCCCUGAUGAAGGUCUAUGUCAAACCCCUCGAAAGCAUGAUCAACCAUGAGAACGAGGUUCUGAGCCGAGAUGAAUUUGUGACGGUGUUCUCCAACAUCCAGAUGAUCCAGCUCUUCCACCAAGGAACCCUCCUGCCUCAACUCGAAGCCCGUCUCGGAGAGAAUCCUCAGUGUCUUGGCGCCGCCUUCCUGCUGGUUGCCCCGUACUUCAAGAUGUAUUCGGACUACUACAACAAAUUUGACGGCGCCAACAGCUUUAUCGUUCAGGUCGACACCAUCGCAGCCGAAAAAUCCAAGCCCUUCUAUCCAAACAGCCUCAGCAAUCGCGACUCGAGCAGCAGCACGGUUUCCAUGAGACGGGUUGCCAAAAAGUUCAAGGCGUUCAUGUCCCAGGCCAAGCUCGACCCGGAACACACCCAGAUCAGUCUGCAGUCGUAUCUGAUCUUGCCGGUGCAGCGAUUGCCCCGAUACAAGCUUCUGCUGGACCAGCUCCUCGAAUACACCCCCCCUGAUCACCCGGACCACGUCGAUCUGCUCAAAGCCACGGAGGAGAUGAAGCAGCGUGUGUACGAAUGCAACGAAAACAAGCGCAAGGCCGAGGAGCUGAGCAAGGGGUUCCAGAUCAUCCACAACGUCAUUCGCAAGCUCGACUGCUCGGCCGGCGGCGAGUACAUCAACGCCAACCACCGACUGCUGCGUGAGACCACCUUCAAGGUCCUCAAAGUCGUGGAGCUCAAGGGCAGCCUGUCCAAGGCCAGCCGCGUCGAUGUGCUGUGGAGUGUGGGCGGCAAGAAAGACAAGAUCAUCAGCGACCACUCCAGCCCGCUCUUUGAGAUGCGCUACCUGGGCAAGAAGGUCUACUCGGACCGAUUCAUCGGCUACAACGACAAAGCCCAGAAGGAAAUCGAAGCAGGUGGUGCCACGGCGGUGUACGGUGUCUGCCGCACUGCCGGCAAGGACUUCAAGUGGUUCCUGUUCCACGACCUGAUCUGCUGGUGCAAGCCCGCCGAGGAGAGCUCGUCCACUCGCGCGGAUCUGGUGAUUGCGAUCGAGCUCAAGCCGGAGAAGACUCGGAUCGAGUUCCUCGAAGUAAACGACGAUGUUUUCCGCGCAAACCCGUCCGAGUACGAAGCACAGCUCCGGCCGCGCCUGGGCUCGGACCGCGAAGCGAUCAUGCGCGUCAGCGACGGCGAUGUUGUGAUCUACUGCCGAGGCGCGCUAUCCGAAAUCAAGGCAUGGGUGGAGUAUGCAAACGGGCUCAAGAACCAAUAAGCCCUGGCUGACAGCCCCACGCCAUCGACUUGGUCUGUGCAAGGGUCAAGGUGCAGGAUCGGUAGCUUGCCCUUCUAAUUAUCUUUUCUAUAUUCAUCCCUAACACAAUCAUUUGUCUCGUUGGUAUUUGCUGGCUGUCGGGGCGCUGCCCCAUCGUCGAUCUGCCGAC
This is a messenger RNA of Polychytrium aggregatum, 4084 nucleotides long. RefSeq lists its product as uncharacterized. Lineage: Eukaryota; Fungi; Chytridiomycota; Chytridiomycetes; Polychytriales. Gene Ontology annotation, biological process: intracellular signal transduction. Bases 49 to 3915 code for a protein of 1288 amino acids. The record is from RefSeq and is a predicted model, not a curated record. The transcript has 5 exons. Gene Ontology annotation, molecular function: protein binding; guanyl-nucleotide exchange factor activity.